UCCUCGCACAACCCUGUGAAGGGGCAGGCGUCUCCCCACAUCACAUGGCAGCUGGAGGCACCAUGGGUUGGGGAGCAGGACCUGGUCCAGGGGCUGCAACUGGCGCUCCUCACACCUCUGGGGCGCCAGGGUUGGGUUGCAACCCUUGACCUAUGGCCUCUCUAUCCAGAGGAGAGCAGAGAUGCCUCUGGCCACUGCUCAGCCCCACUCGAGAACACAGGCCGCCCCUCCUGGCAGCAAGAGCGUUCCAGAAGGCUCUACCACCCCGUGAACUUUCAAGAGGGCCAAGAAGCCCAGGACACCCGCUUCCCCUUGCGCUCUGAGAUAGCUGCUGUGCUGAGCCCCAGAACCCAACACCCCCUGGGGACGGCAACCUGAGAGCCCAGCAGGUCACAAGGCGCUGCCGUGAGGGGCACAGGAUGGCCCGGCCCCUCCCGCUGACCCCUCUGCCUGUGCCCAGACCCCCACCUGCCUGGCUGGGAUCCCAGCAUGUCUCGGGGCCCUGGCAUGACCCCAACACUGUGACGCCUGUCACCAUUCCCACUUUACGGCAGGACCCAGCACCAGGCGGCGUCUACGUCUGCUCUGGCCCAAGCAGCACCCCCAAUCCGUGCGUGCACCCCACGAAUUGACUCCCUAUCCACCCAGGACCAGGAUGGAGGAGGACUUCUCCUCCCAGAUGAAGAAGAUGGCCUUGGCCAUGGGCACGUCCCUAUCAGACAAGGACAUUGAGCUGCUGCCCACGGACAUGAGACACCACGGGUCCUUCAACUACCUCAAGUUCUUCGAGCACAUGCGCAAGCUCCACGCCUCGGGCCAGCUGGACGACGCCAUCCACAGGGCCUUCCAGUCCCUGGACAAGGACAAGAGCGGCUUCAUUGAGUGGAACGAGAUCAAGUACAUCCUGUCCAUCAUCCCCAGCAGCGGGCCCACCGCCCCGCUGACAGACGAGGAGGCCGAGGCCAUGAUCCAGGCGGCAGACACAGACGGGGACGGGAGGAUCGACUACGAAGGUGGGGGCAGCACAGCCGGGGCACCCUCAGGACCCUCCUUCCCCUGCUAGGCCGCCACCCUUGCCCAUGGCCCCGCCCCGAGGGCACUGGCACACAACUCACAGAUGAGGAAACCCAGGCUCAGGGGUCUGGGCCAGGAGUCUAGGUGCUCUUCCCUGGGCCAAGGGUCCCACUGCAGAGAGGUGGCCAGGAGGGCUUUGGGAAGGCCAACUGUGGCAGAGCCAGCGGGUAUGGGGUCUCAGAGCUCGGGAUGCCAUCUUGUGGGGGACCCACGGUCUUUGAGGCUCUCCAUGGCUGCCCUGAGGUCUGGGCCAUCUCACCC
Molecule: messenger RNA, 1335 nt
Organism: Pan troglodytes (chimpanzee)
Lineage: Eukaryota; Metazoa; Chordata; Mammalia; Primates; Hominidae
Gene: PVALEF
Product: parvalbumin like EF-hand containing
Exons: 3
Coding region: 656-1063 (135 amino acids)
Cellular component (GO): cytoplasm
Molecular function (GO): calcium ion binding
Source: RefSeq, a predicted model, not a curated record